AUGCCCGCACAAACAGUCAGGUUAAAGAUCGAUUUAAAGGGACUACUAAGAGAAUGCGAGGCUCUUAACGCCUCAGGCUCAAACAUACUUCUUAUGGAUGAUACUCCAAAAAGGAAUAUGGCUAUAGUAGAUUAUAUAUUUAAAGAUCGCAAUAUAGAAAUAGUAAGUGGCGCAAAUGGAGCCAAAGAAGAGAAACUCGUCCUGGAUAUAGUCAAGAAUGCCAUUCGAGAAUACUUUGUAUACAAUGAAUGGGGUGAAAGUACUAUUUGUAGUUUAACUAGUUCAUAUAAUAGUAUGUAUGAAAAUCGUCUUAGAGAUAAGAUUGUCCCUUUAGCCAAUCAAAUCAUAGACUCAAAUAUGUUUAUAUUCAGACCAGAACAUGAAAUAUAUGGACACUACAAUAAGAACGAAACAGUAGAAGAUAUAGUACAGCGCAAUAAAAGCGGCAGCCUAAGCCCUCGGAUGUACACACUGGAGAUCGACUACACAGACUCCUCAAGCCUGGAAAGGAUUCUUGAGGCGACCAAAGAGAGUCUGGAUAGAGGGUUUUUGGGCUAUAUAUGUAGCUCUAUGAAUACAGAAAUUAGAAGAAUGAAUGGAAAUAUUUUAAGAAAAUACUCGCUGUCCUUGUCAGAGAAGGAGCAGUACUCUCUGGACGAACUAUACACCAGAACAUACGAAGGCACUAAUGUGCCCUUGGUAGACUACGGGCUGAAGAUUAUAUAUGAAAGAUAUCAAGAGCUUAUCGGAAUAGUUGAGAAUGACUCAAGAAUGAAAUCUAGCUCUAGUGGCAAAUCGCUGAUAACUGCAAGAAUCAGUGAGCUGUUCACCAAAGAAGAGCUAAAAAUAAUUGGGUCCAUUAGCGUUAACAUACACAAAAUCGCACAAGAAAAAGAACUACAAAAGAAUAUGAUUUAUUACAUGGAAUACCUAGCAAAUAAGACUGCUCUCUUGGAUAGGGCUGGGGAAAAGGUACUAAGGGUAACUAGCGAUCUAGAAAGCUUUAAAAAAGACUAUAUAAAUGGAUACAACGGUUUAGAGAAUAUAGUAAAGAACAACUGUGAUUUAUUAAAGAAAAAAAUAGCUGAUAAUGAAGAAAUUUUAUACCCAAAGCAUCUAAAUCAAAGGAGAUCUAUGGCUCAAGGAAACAAUGGAGGGUUUAGAGACAAUCCUGCCUCUACCUCUGAUCUAUUAAAUGAAGUAUCUUUAUUAAAGUAUGCUCUAAAAGAAGAAAAUAGAAUCCGAGACACCAUCAGUAUGAAAGCAAGUCUCAAAAUCAAUAUAAGCCCAGUUCAGAAAAAACACAUAAUUCAAAAGAUGGAAGAAUUUGGAAAAGCAUGGAACAUAAAAGUAGAAGUGGCGGACCCAGUGCCAGAAAGAAUAACUUAUCCUAAUGAAUAUGAAAUGAAAGAAGCAGUAGUAGAUAGACCUAUUAGAAGAAGCCCCUUAGAAGCAGCACAUAGACCUACUGAAAGAAAACCUCUAGUAGUAGAUGAGCCUACUGAAAGAAAAUUCACCCAAAAAGACCUAUUUAAAAUGCUUGGUCUAGGCAUUUUCAUUGGCGUGGGCGUCAAAACAUUGCCUCAGGCACUAUCUACUCGCUCAGCGAAUGAUGUAAUGAAUCCUGCUGCUGUUGAAAAUAUACUGAACUGCGAAGAGUCAUCAUCAUUCUGUGAGCAGCCUCCAACUAAAAAAUAUAGAGAAGGAAGCUGA
Nematocida minor is the source of this 1713-nucleotide messenger RNA. RefSeq lists its product as uncharacterized. The transcript has a single exon. NCBI's taxonomy places the organism in Eukaryota, Fungi, Microsporidia. Bases 1 to 1713 code for a protein of 570 amino acids. The record is from RefSeq and is a predicted model, not a curated record.